Messenger RNA from Gossypium arboreum, 1338 nucleotides. RefSeq lists its product as uncharacterized. The record is from RefSeq and is a predicted model, not a curated record. The coding region runs from base 453 to 1196 and encodes 247 amino acids. The transcript is spliced from 3 exons. Gene Ontology annotation, molecular function: protein binding. Lineage: Eukaryota; Viridiplantae; Streptophyta; Magnoliopsida; Malvales; Malvaceae.
ACUCUUGAAGAACUUAACUUAUACACGCAAAUCAAAAUCUAAGUUAGAUUUUUCAAGACUGGGCAAACUUUUAGCAACAUCUUCCUCAAUAUAAGUAGGCCAAAGCUGGUUUCAAGUCUUCAUUCAUUUUGGUAUCUGAUUAUUCUUUGAUUCUUGGAAAUGGAUGAAAGGUUAAAGAGAGCAGCUGAAACAGGAAACAUCGAUGCCUUGUAUUCAUUCAUCCACCACGAUGCCAAUGUUUUCAAGCGUAUAGAUGAGAUGGAGUUCGUGGAUACGCCAUUACACGUUGCUGCAGUUGCGGGCAAUACCGGUUUUGCAAUGGAGAUGAUGAACUUGAAGCCAUCGUUUGCCAGGAAACUGAACCCGGAUGGGUUUUCCCCCAUUCAUCUAGCCUUGCUCAAUCAACAAACCCAAAUGCUGCAGAGAAAAACAAAUUUGAAGCAUUUAAAGCGAUGUUGGAAUGGAUUCAACGGGCGUUUGAAGACAAUAAGUCUAAGAGAAGUGAAAUAAUGAACUAUCAGGAUAAGGAUGGCAACACUGUACUGCACUUAGCUGCAUCAAUUAACCACCCCCAGAUGAUCAAACUGUUGAUAGAAUGUGAAGAAGUGGACAAGAACGUGAUCAAUGACCGUGGUUUUACAGCAAUGGAUGUGUUACCAAGACAAACUGUAGCAGACAACAUGGAGAGUGUAAACAUCUUAAGCAGUAAUCCCUCCACGUUUCAAAAGUUGUCAAGUGUCAAAAUAUUGAAAGGUGCGAUAAAAGAGAUGAGAGACGAAACAGUGGGUGUAUUGCUCAUCGUAUUCGCGCUGGUUCUAACAAUGACAUACCAAGGAGUUCUCAGCCCUCCGGGCAGCGUUUUCCAGGGCGAUGCAACCGCAUCAACUAGUUCAAACCAUCGUGAAGGGAAAUCAGUGAUGAGGACCAGUAGUUUUCUUAUUUUCUAUAUUCCAAAUGGGGUGGCUUUUAUUAUAUCUUGGGGCAUAACAUUAUUAUUGUUGGAAUCAGUGGCUAAAAGUAUCAUGUCUUUUUUGUCGCGAAUUUACACAAUUGUGUGUUUCUGCUACGUGGCUGCUUUGUCAACUAUAGCACCUUCAACUAUUGUCUUUUUGGUCGUCGUUUGGACACAAACCAUCAUUUCUCCAUCACUUUGGUUCAUUUGGUCAAGUUAUCACCGUCGUUUCAGAAAAUAUUGAAAUGUAUGUGUCUAUCUAGUUUUAUUUGAUAUAUCAACUCAAGUUUAGGGAGUUAUAUGAUAAAAUUGUAACUUUUAGCUCAAUUUGGCAUUUUGAUAAUUAUGAUAAUAAUAAAAAAGAGUAUUUAUGUUCUUUUAAUAAA